Messenger RNA from Hordeum vulgare subsp. vulgare (domesticated barley), 2182 nucleotides. Its product is annotated as branched-chain-amino-acid aminotransferase-like protein 1. Gene Ontology annotation, biological process: carboxylic acid metabolic process. Lineage: Eukaryota; Viridiplantae; Streptophyta; Magnoliopsida; Poales; Poaceae. Gene Ontology annotation, molecular function: catalytic activity. The record is from RefSeq and is a predicted model, not a curated record. The transcript has 19 exons. Bases 201 to 1877 code for a protein of 558 amino acids.
GCCAUCUGCCCAUUCUUUACUCUCUCUCUCUCUGAUGAAGCACCAGCAGGUCACUCACACCAUCUCUCCUCGCCACUGCCCACUAAAAUAGCCCGCCUCUAAUCUCCUCAUCGGAUCAGAAGAAUCCCAGCGAAUCCAGGAAAGAAGGCUCCCACCGAAUUCCGUCCGAGACGCAGAGUGUCAGCUCCGGUUCCGAGCGAAUGGCGUCGCCGCCGGAGCCGGCGGUGAUCCACGCGUGGUCGGCGCCGCGCUCCCUCAGCACCAGCCUCAUGUACUCCUUCUCCCAGAGGGAUGACAUGGAUGUGCUUGACGAGCCUCUCUACGCUAAUUUCCUGCGUGUCACUGGCGUUGACAGGCCCUAUCGCCAGGAGCUUCUCUCUAAAAUGGAUCCUGAUGGCAACAAAGUUGUCAAAGAAGUCAUUUUUGGACCAGGAGAGAAAGCAUAUCGUUACUGCAAGCACAUUGCGAAGCAGCGCCUCCCUAAUCUCACAGGUGACCUGAUGAAGAAGGGAAAACAUUUCAUAUUAAUACGUAACCCUAUGAAUAUCCUUCCGUCAUUUGAUAAAGUUGUUCCACCAUCCUUCCUGGAGCUCGGUGUAGCAGAACUUGUCGCAAUAUACAGUGAGUUGUGUGAUCUUGGGAGCCCUCCACCUGUGAUAGAUGCAGAUGAUCUCCAAAGAGAUCCUGAGGCUGUCUUGAGUGGACUCUGUGAGGACCUGGGUAUUCCUUUCCAGCCACAAAUGCUCAAAUGGAAAGCUGGCCCCAGGGACUUUGAUGGUAUUUGGGCUCCCUGGUGGUAUGAAAGUGUACACACAUCAACGGGCUUCUCGAAAUCCCGUCGUUACCCUAUGACUUUUCCAUUUGCAUUUUAUGACCUACUUGAGCAAAGCUUGCCCUUCUACAAUAUGCUGAAGCGCCAGGUAAGGAGAACAGCAGGAUCCCUGCUGCCACCACCGCCUGAUCCUCCUCUUCCUGUACCAAGAAAUAAAAAAAUUCUUGUUUGGGUUGGAAAUGAGCUUUUGCCACGUGAUAGUGCAAGGGUUUCAGUGUUCGAUUCAGUUGUACAAGGAGGGGAUGCUGUGUGGGAAGGAUUGCGUAUAUAUGAUGGGAAAGUAUUCAAACUUGAAGAACACUUGGAUAGAUUGUUUGAUUCUACAAAAGCUAUGGCCUUCAGCAAUGUGCCCAGUCGUGAUUGGAUUAAGGAUGCAAUAUUUAAGACUCUUAAUGCAAAUGGGAUGUUCAAUGAUGCACAUAUAAGGCUCACUCUCACCCGUGGGAAGAAGGUGACAUCUGGAAUGAGUCCAGCUUUCAAUCUAUAUGGGUGUGUCUUGAUUGUACUUGCGGAGUGGAAACCACCAGUUUAUGAUAACUCACAUGGGAUUAAGUUGGUAACUGCCACCACACGUCGUAAUUCUCCAAAUAGCGUAGAUUCGAAGAUACAUCACAACAAUCUUAUUAACAACAUUCUGGCAAAGAUAGAAGGUAAUCUUGCACAGGCUGAGGAUGCUAUCAUGCUAGAUCAAGAUGGUUUUGUAUCAGAAACAAAUGCAACAAACAUAUUUAUGGUCAAGAAGGGCAUUGUAUUGACACCUCAUGCGGACUACUGCCUUCCAGGAAUUACCCGUGCAACUGUCAUGGAUCUUAUUGUGAAAGAAAACCUGGUAUUACAUGAACGGCGAAUUAGUCUAUCUGAAUUUCAUGCUGCCGAUGAGGUGUGGACAACCGGAACAAUGGGCGAAAUUACACCGGUUGUGAUGAUUGACGGGCGUGAAAUUGGUGAUGCGAAAAUCGGUCCAGUCACAAGACAAAUCCAGAACGCAUACAAAGUCCUGACAGCAGGGUUAGGGGUACCAAUACCCAGGAACGCGGAGGCAUAAUCAUUUGCGCGGACAUUCUUCUUUUCCUUUUGAAAAGGAGAAGGCACUUGUUAUCUAUGGACAAACUUUCAGGGCCCAGUUGAGAGUAAUAACAAUAAAUAGUCGCUAUUGUUCAAAGAAGCACCCAGUGAAAGCGGCACACCGAACAGAAAAGCGAGUAUUUGAAAAAUACUUGUUGGGUCUAUGGAUUCAUGAUUUAUUGUGUGCGUGUGUGCGCCGAACCUGUUCAUGUCAUUUGGAAGUUGUGGCUGAUCCUGGAAAUAGAACAGAAAAUAAAUCUUAUGUGCGGUUUGUUUGCUGCCUAA